CGGGCACGCGUACUGGCGGGCGCGCGCACGGACGGCCGGGCGGCGUUGGCUCCCGGCGGUGGUGGCUUCACUUUCCAGGACUGAGGGGCGGUCAGAGCCGCAGCCGCAGGCAGCAGCCUCGAGAGCCGGAGCUGGAACGGCCGGGGGCGGCGGCGACGACGGCGGCGGCGGCGGACCGGAGGGAUCUAAAAUGUCCACUGAAGCUCAAAGAGUUGAUGACAGUCCCAGCACUAGUGGAGGAAGUUCUGAUGGAGAUCAACGGGAAAGUGUUCAGCAAGAACCUGAAAGAGAACAGGUGCAGCCCAAGAAAAAGGAGGGAAAAAUAUCCAGCAAAACAGCUGCUAAAUUGUCAACUAGUGCUAAAAGAAUUCAGAAAGAACUUGCAGAAAUUACGUUGGACCCUCCUCCCAACUGUAGUGCUGGACCUAAAGGAGACAACAUUUAUGAAUGGAGGUCAACUAUAUUGGGACCCCCAGGAUCUGUCUACGAAGGAGGGGUGUUCUUUCUUGACAUUACCUUUUCACCAGACUAUCCGUUUAAACCUCCAAAGGUUACCUUCCGAACAAGAAUCUAUCACUGUAAUAUUAACAGCCAAGGUGUGAUCUGCCUGGACAUCCUAAAGGACAACUGGAGUCCAGCCCUAACCAUCUCUAAGGUCCUCCUCUCCAUCUGCUCACUUCUUACAGACUGCAACCCUGCCGACCCUCUGGUGGGCAGCAUUGCCACACAGUACAUGACCAACAGAGCGGAGCACGACCGGAUGGCCAGACAGUGGACCAAGCGGUACGCGACCUAGGGGCCUGCCCGCUGCACCCCCGCCGGCCUGUGCAAGCACACUCACCAAGUGCAUCGUAUCCCUGCCCACCCCUCCACUCCUCCGUUCUGGUUUUCCUGUUUUUAUUAAAUUUUGAACUGUUUUGAGAUGGUAUGUCGUUUUCCUUCCUCUCCUCCCUCUCUUUCCCCUUUUCUCUCUCCCUCCUUUUCUCCCUAGUUUUCUUUCCUUUUUGAUUUCUGUUAACUUGAAAGAUUUGAGAUAUUUUCCCCCAUCUCAAUGUAGAUGGGAACCUUUGUUUUCAGUGCAAACAAUGUUGAAUCUGUAAUCGUAAGAGCUUUCUUACAAAGCUUUGUAUUACUGUGUGUCAUUUUGGUUUUUGUUGUUUGUUUUAUUUUGAUUGUUUUCUUUUAUGUGAUCUUCGGGAAAACGCAUUCAAAAUUAUAUCUCGUUUCUACUUA
This is a messenger RNA of Perognathus longimembris pacificus (Pacific pocket mouse), 1233 nucleotides long. RefSeq names its product ubiquitin-conjugating enzyme E2 E2. Bases 191 to 796 code for a protein of 201 amino acids. Gene Ontology annotation, molecular function: ubiquitin conjugating enzyme activity. Gene Ontology annotation, cellular component: nucleus. Lineage: Eukaryota; Metazoa; Chordata; Mammalia; Rodentia; Heteromyidae. Gene Ontology annotation, biological process: protein polyubiquitination. The record is from RefSeq and is a predicted model, not a curated record. The transcript is spliced from 6 exons.